Molecule: messenger RNA, 1680 nt
Organism: Sardina pilchardus (European sardine)
Lineage: Eukaryota; Metazoa; Chordata; Actinopteri; Clupeiformes; Clupeidae
Exons: 3
Coding region: 144-1601 (485 amino acids)
Source: RefSeq, a predicted model, not a curated record
GGUUAAAUACAGCUCCGAAGAGGACAUUAAGCGCCUCUCGUCUAGUUUACACAUACGCUGAGGAGGCGAUCAAGAAUUUGCUGCAGCCAUACUUUCUCCCCCUUGUGGCAUGGAAUGCAGGUGAAGAUGUGGCCUCGUCCAAAAUGUCCGCCAGCUCUUACAGCAGCCGCCCACGUAGCUCCCUGGGUCCUUCCAGACCUAGCACUGCAAUUAGUGAUCCAGUCACCACGUCCCCUUCUCGUGCCUUUGGUGAAGUUGCAGAUCUCUUCACUCGAGUCAUGACUUUCCAAGUGAUGGACAUGGUUGAUUCCGAGCUAAAGAGACGUGCCCAGGUUCGCUUGUCAUCGCCUGACAAAGAGGAAAGUGUCACUGAGGGAGAAGUGCCCCAUCUGGUUGAUGGAGUCCCAGGUCUGCUUUCUGGAUUGGUCGAGAGGUUCCUUUCAGAAUUCAGCUAUUCUGAAUCUGCUCCAUCUAAUGCAGAGGACCAUGUCAGAGGCACACCUUCAUCCCCCAGGAGCCAGAGCACACGAUCUGGCACUGCGAGUCGUGAGUCAAAGUCUGCCUCACAAAAACUUAAAAACGUGUUAGGGCUGUUCACCAGGGUGAUGGUAAGCCAAGUGAUGGAUAUCGUACAGGUGGAAUCAACAGUGGAACUGGAGAAAGAUCAGACUAAGGUCUCCCCCACUGCAGAGGAACAGCUUGAUGCUGAGCAGCCUCAUAGCUCAGGCAGCAGACCAUCAAGCUCUAGAUUCUCUGAUCAGCUGAUCAGUUUGCCCUCAGGUGUCACCCCUGUGUCCUCUGUGGCUGGUUCGGGCAGCAGUGACAAUGGCUGCUUGGUCACUGUUCUAAUGCUAAGACUGUUGGCCAAACUCAGAGAUCAACCAACUGCUGCUGGUGAGAUGGACGCCUCCAGGGAGUUGAUUGAGACAAUCCUCUCUGAGUUCAGCAGCCCUUCAGGAAGUGUAAACUUCUACACUUAUCCAGGUAACGUAAAGAUCCAGGCAAUGUACCAAACCAUGGAUAAGUUCCUCCUGAGGGAGUUUGGACCUGAGGCUGUCCUGCAGAGAGCGGUGGACACACAGGAUGUAUCCUUUGAUCACAUCUUGCUCACAGCACUGAGAAGGGAACUGCUGCCCCAGUGUGAUGCUGAAGCAACUUCUGUCCCAUCAGCCCUCAGUGCUUCACCCUCCCUUCAGUCAGCAACUGUCCCAUCAGCCCUCAGUGCUUCACCCUCCCUUCAGUCAGCAACUGUCCCAUCAGCCCUCAGUGCUUCACCCUCCCUUCAGUCAGCAACUGUCCCAUCAGCCCUCAGUGCUUCACCCUCCCUUCAGUCAGCCCCUGCAGCAGAUGAAGGGCAAACAACCAGGACUUCCCUGAGGACACUGAGCUUUAAACUUAAGAUGCCAAAAAGAGGCUGCAAGAAAGUGUCUCCCACCAAUGGCUUUUCUGGCAAGUUUUAUGCUGAUCAGCAUCCAGAGACCGCUGCCCCUCAGCCUCCAUCUGAUGCUGCCGCUUCAGCCUCUGGACAGAGGACUCGUAAGCGCUUCUCUUUCAUCAGGAGGAUGUUCACUUGCUGCAUUCAAGACUCAUCUGAACCUUGAACAAUUAGCUGCUCCCAAACCCCUCACACACACAAACACAAACCUGUUUCACCUGAUAUCAAUAAAACCUUUGCAUUCA